UAUAAUUUAGGAUAAUAAAAAAAUAGGAAUAAAUUUGUACAUAUCAAGAUAUUCGUAGAUAUUUUUGAAAAGUAUUUAUUAUCUGUAUUGGAAAUUAAUGAUCUCAUUAAUGCUCUCUUAUACAUUGAUUCUAAUUGAUUUUACUAAAUAUAUUAUUAUGGAAUAUUAACGAGUACAAAAAAUAUGUAUAAUUCUUUUAAGUAUUUAAUUUAAAAUUCAUAUAAUUUACAAUUUACGAAAAAUUGAUUAUUUUAAAGAAAAAAUUCUUAUUAGAAAUCGAUUUUUCUAAAGUAACGAUUCUACGGAGCUCGAUUUACUUGAAAUAUUCACGAGAGUUCAAUAUUUAAUACGUUAUGAAACUAUUUUUAACCACUUUGCGUUCCAAUAUUCCUUUAUGCAACGCUUGGAAUUUACGUUUCUUAGAGAAGGUCGAUAGAAACUAAGACAGUAAUUUCCUUUUACAAAAAUAACAGGCCUGUGAAUCAUAAUAUAAUAUAGACCGAUAAAUUUAACACUGCUCCAUUUAAACUCUAAAGAUAAACAACUGACCAACAAGCCAGGUGCUUUAUGUGGGCAUGUGUGCCCCCUCCAAUCCUCUUCAGCUAAGAUCAAUAAUCCUAACUGAAGGGAGACGAUGGUUGUAUUCAGUGAGAAGGGGUGCGUGAAUCAAGUCAUUCUAUAGGUAAAGCCUGUUGCUGCUACCACAUUUUGCAAGUUUGCAAAACGUGCUGUAUUAAACGUCACAUUAAUUGUCUAUUGUAAGACUGAGUACCAAUUAUAAGAUUCAGUGAUGUGCUGUGGACAUAUCGAGAGAUUAUGGAUAGACUGGCUAAUUGGACUAAUGGUAUAAACGCAACAAUCCCAGUCACAGGACAGAACUGUGCAUCAAAUUCAUCAAACUCUGCGUUUCUAGACAAAUCACUGGUCACUGCACCGUCGUGGAGUGCGAUACAACAAGACAUAAGAUGGGCAUUUCUACUACAUGCAUACAGCUUUGCAUGUCUCUUCUUUGUACUAGGGUUUUACACAUUUUUCUCUAUUCUAAAUUUAAGAUCUCUCAUAUCAACUAGGCCGUUUAUGUCCACGAUUAACAUAUUCUUAUGUUUACUCGGGGCAUCAAGAGCCGCUUCCUUGUUCAUAGAUGCGUAUAAUCUUAAAGAAAUUCUGCCCAAAGUUAUUGGCUCAAUUAUAUGGGACAUUGGAUAUCCAUGCAUUACGUCUGCCUUUUGUUUGAUACAACUAGCUUUCCUGCAACUGACAAAGCUGAAAUUUGGUCCAGAAAAGAUACAGAAGGAAUCAUGCCUCAGCCUCAUUAUAACAGCACAUUUCUUUUUUGUAAUCGCCAGCGACAUUGUUCUAUCUUCCCACAAUUGCUACAUGGCAAAAUACAUGGUACAAGCGGCGUUUCUCGUUUGGAGCGUUCUUCUAUACCUCGCGUUCUUACAUGCAGCUUACAAAAUUGAUCAUUUGCUUCGGACUAUGCCAACUAGUAUGUUGACACGGGAUAAUUCCAAUGCACAUCAAAAAGGUAUCAUGCAACUUGCAAUGUUGGCACCGUAUAGCAAUCUGGCGACUUCAGUUGCUGCCGCGCUGGUACCUACUUUACUUGGUCCGGCUAAGAUGAAGGACCCGGAGGAAAAUCAAUCUAUAAACGUAACUAAGAGUGUAGAGCAAGCACCUACAGAAGAAGAAUCACGAGUCACAAUUACCGCCAAGGUGUGCAAGAUAGAGGGACCAGCGCAAAAGGAAGUACAGAAUGCUACGAUACCUACGUGCACCGUACAAUUACCGUCUCAGGAACACAAGUCGUCGGUACCGGAAGUCUAUGUUAGACCACCUACUCCUACUCCGUCGACCGCUAAUUUGCCGAUUAUAACCGUGUCUAGUCCAAGUCGUAGAAGCUCUAUGGCCAGCCGACGAGGCAGUGACACAUCUACUAAAUCCUCACGCAGAAAUUCGGAAUGUAGCGUUAGAUUUGUAAAUGAGGAAAAUGGGUCCACGGAAUAUAAACGCACGACGGAAGGUAGUCCCAGACCCUUGCCGAGAAUGCGAGAGGACUUUGAGAGAAACCGUUCGCCCGAAAGUCCACGACGAUACUCGGAAAAUAUUACGCCGACAGGUAGUACCAAGGAACUAAGACGAUGCUCCGAUUUUACCCACGAGAAAAAUCGUGGCUCGCAGUUUGCAACCAAGCUACGAAGGAAUAGCGAUUUUGGUAACAGGACGCCCAGAAGAAUGUUGCCAUCUGACGAACAAUCUAGAUUACCGAAAGUUCUGGAUGUGAGCCCCGCAGGUUCAAGACGCAAUUCCGAUAUUGGUACUUUCAUGCCACCACCUAGACCCGACUCACGUAGAAAUUCCGACAGUUCCUAUCGACGUAACUCUGAAUUCAUUCAUAUUAAACCGUUAAUUAUAAAUCGUCGAAGCAGCGAUAUCAGUAUCAGAACUUUGGAUAGAAGUCCUACACACUUUCAGAGUAUAGUACCUGUUAAGAUGGAGGUGCAGGAGAAAUCUGAAUCAGAUUCAGAUCAUCCUGAUUGUAGUGAGAAAGCGGCACUGAUGAACGAAAAGUCAAAGAACAAAGACGAAGAGCCGAAAGUACGCAAAAAAAACUUAUCAUGGAAUGAUAAAAAUAUUGAAGAUCCGGAAGACAUCACGCCGGAGACUAACUUGCUUCCCGAAAAUACGUCUGGUGAAGCAAGAGUAAUGGGGACGGAUUUUACUCUACACUCGAUACUGAAUCACAUUGCGUAUGUGAAUCGAGCAAAAUCCGAUACACCGCUGCAUAUACCGGAAGCGGAUACCGCAGUUGCCAGGAAAUCUCAGAUGCAAAAAGUAUUAAACGUUACGCGCGCUACUGCAAUUAUAGGGAUCCUUUUAUGUGUCACGGAUGCCUUUCGUAUUUUUGGACCAUACGGAAUCUUUGCUGAAACCGUACCAUAUGGUACAGAACCAGCACCGACGCAGUUUCCCAUACCGUGGCCAUGGCUCCUAUAUCAAACAAUACCCAGGAUAUUUGAAUUUAUGAUGGGCUGUGCCAUGGCGAAUAUAACUAAACAGCCAUCAGUAAGUCCACGACAUCAAUACUUGAGUAAUUAUCCUAAUUAUUCCCCGCGCGUAAAUCGAGGAAAUAAUCCUUAUAUAUGAAGCAAUAGUUCAAUAGUUUAUAUAAGCGUAAUCAUAAUCCAAAAACCGAGAUGCCAAAUAAAAGUUUUUAAUUUCUUUCAUUAAA
Monomorium pharaonis (pharaoh ant) is the source of this 3232-nucleotide messenger RNA. RefSeq lists its product as uncharacterized. The record is from RefSeq and is a predicted model, not a curated record. The transcript has 9 exons. The coding region runs from base 817 to 3147 and encodes 776 amino acids. NCBI's taxonomy places the organism in Eukaryota, Metazoa, Arthropoda, Insecta, Hymenoptera, Formicidae.